AUGUCUGAUUGGGUGGUUAAACAUGCUGGUAACUACAUUGGAAAGUUCGUUAAGUCGGACCCCAAAAAUUUCAUUGGCAUAUGGCGGGAUUAUCUUAGAGUUCGGUUUACAAUUGACAUCAACAAACCUCUUAAACGACGCAUGAAGUUGAUUAAAAAAGAUGGUACUUGGAUAUGGACUACAUUCAAGUAUGAACAUGUUCCUCUAUUUUGUUUCAUUUGUGGUCUUAUUGGCCAUUCAGAAAGGUUUUGUCCACGGAGAUUUGAUUCUAAUUUCGAUCAAAAUGUUAAGCCUUAUGGGGAAUGGAUGAAAGUUGUUACUAGAAAGAAGAACUACCUCAUAGGUGCGCAAUGGUUGCGUUCAGGCCAUGAUGAGGAGAAGAGUGCGGUGGCCAGUAGUGGACUGCCCAUAAGCACGGAGGAGGUGAUGGAUAUUAAUUAUCGAAUCAGAAUUCAAUCUGAUGGCAAUAAUUCUGGUGCUAAAGGGGGUGCUAAUCAAGCUCCUAAUGGUGGAGUAAAUCAAGGGAAGACAACCAUGCAUAUUAAUGAAAAUCAAGACAAUGAGGAUGUACAGUUGGAAGAUCAAAAUGAAGAUUCUGUUAUUAUUUUAGAUAAUAAGAGGAGAUGUACUAAUAAGGAAAAUAUAAAGGAGAUUGAUGAUGCUGAUAGUAAUAUGGGCGGGUUGGAGAAUUUGAAUGAAGAGCCAAAAAACGAUUUACAGCCCAAAGUUGUUUUUCUGUGUGAAACGUUAGCACGAACUGAAGUGCUGGAAAGACUGCGUGUGUCGUUGGGUUUUGGGGGAGUUUUUUCAGUUGAUGCAAGAGGGAAAAGUGGAGGUGUAGCUUUGUUGUGGAGGGAUAGUGAUGAUAUCAAAGUUCUGGGGUAUGGGGUGAACUAUAUCGAUGCUGAAGUCACUGAGAAGGAUGGGAAUUGUUGGCGACUUACAGGGCUAUACGGUGAGCCAAACCGAAGUCUUCGUCGGAAUACCUGGGAUCAAAUUCGCACUCUUAUGGCUUUGUAUGCACUACCUUGGUGUAUUAUUGGGGACCUCAAUAAUGUUAUCUCACAAUCAGACAAGAGGGGAGGUAAUCCUUAUCCAACUUGGUUGAUUGAUGGUUUUGGUAAUAUGUUGGAAGACUGUAAUUUGGUUGAUAUGGAUUUGUGUGGAUAUCCAUAUACUUGGGAGAAGGGUCGGGGUACACAAGCUUGGAUUCAAGUGCGUAUUGACCGGGCUUUAGUCUCUCCAAGUUGGUUUCAUGUUUUUCCUUCAGCUAAGUUAAUUAACUUAGAGGUUUCAACAUCGGACCACUGUCCAAUUCAAUUACUUCUUGAUGUUGUGAAGAGGACUGAGGUUCAAAAGAAAUUUAGAUUCGAAAAUCUAUGGCUCAGGGAGCCUGCUUGUGCGCAAAUCGUCAAAGACACCUGGGAGCUUCUUUCGGGUUGUUCAAUAAUCGAAAAGAUUAGCUUCUGUGGUGACAAGUUAAUGGUGUGGGGAAAGGACUAUGUAGGAAAUUUCAAGGAUCGUAUACGAGAUUGCAAAACUGAGAUUCGAAAAUGGAAUGGAGGCAGAGAUGAUGCUUCGAUUCGAAAUUACAAAAGUGUUGAGGCACGGUUGCAAGAGGUUCUGAUUCAAAAAGAGAUUUUUUGGCGCCAGAGAUCGAAAAAAUUGUGGCUAAAGGAGGGAGAUCAGAAUUCCAAGUAUUUUCAUGCUAUGGCCACUUCAAGAAGAAGGAAUAACUCAAUCCAGCGGCUGAAAAACGAGCAGGGGGUAUGUAAAGACCGCUUAGUUUAA
Messenger RNA from Cannabis sativa, 1791 nucleotides. RefSeq lists its product as uncharacterized. Gene Ontology annotation, molecular function: catalytic activity. The transcript is spliced from 2 exons. Lineage: Eukaryota; Viridiplantae; Streptophyta; Magnoliopsida; Rosales; Cannabaceae. The coding region runs from base 1 to 1791 and encodes 596 amino acids. The record is from RefSeq and is a predicted model, not a curated record.